This is a messenger RNA of Baudoinia panamericana UAMH 10762, 570 nucleotides long. RefSeq lists its product as uncharacterized. Lineage: Eukaryota; Fungi; Ascomycota; Dothideomycetes; Mycosphaerellales; Teratosphaeriaceae. The record is from RefSeq and is a predicted model, not a curated record. The coding region runs from base 231 to 539 and encodes 102 amino acids. The transcript has a single exon.
AUCGAGCCUUAUUGGCCUCAGGCAUGGAGACGUGACCGAAGGUUGCAGAGCGCGGCCGAUCGACCAUAGAUUGAAGGUGGAGAGUGACCAGCCCACCGUGACAUCUGAUUACUACAGUUCCAUUGUCUGCACUUUGGGGGAAGUCGCAUUUUUGCUUGCUGUCGCUCUUAGCGAUGUGCUGAAUUCCAGGCUUGCUGACUCGCCGCAGGCUUCGAGCUCCUCAAAAUACCAUGGUGCCGCGUACUGGGACAUACCCAUUCCUGCUGACGGCUCCCCACUUGGCUGUUGAGUAUAAUAGACGAUCUCCCUCCCGCUUACAUUGCUCGAUUUCGACAUCGUGUCCUUGUUUCAUGCUUCAGCACGAUGCGAACGCUGGCCUUCCAUCCAGCGAGCGAUGCAGAUCAAGACAGCUAGCUACGAUCUCGAGACCACCUUCAUAUUGUUGGUUUACACGUUCUCAUGGUGCUGCCGCUCGCUCAAGAUUUCAAAGCAAAAAUUUUCUUCUCUGUUUACACGCUCUGGCCCUUCGUCUGCGAUGACUCGCAAGAGCCGCACGACAUCUUCUGCAUA